Molecule: messenger RNA, 1746 nt
Organism: Durusdinium trenchii
Lineage: Eukaryota; Dinophyceae; Suessiales; Symbiodiniaceae
Source: the annotation of a GenBank genome assembly
AUGCCACCUUCGGGCGCGUGGGGGCCUCCCAUUCCUGGAGUGAGCUUCGGCUUUGGGUUGUUGGGCCCAACCCUGGGACCACCCAUAGACCCGAGGAUCGCACCAGGUCGCCAACACCAGCCCAUCGGCGCCGGACCGAUCGGCGCGGUGGGCGGUGCGAUUGCUCCCCCAGGUGGACCUGACUGGGGGCGGCAUCCAAUGCAACCUCCCCCUAUCCAUCAGCAGCUUCCCCAACAACUGCCACAGCAGCUGACCCAGCAAAUGCCUCACCAGCAACUGCCUCAACAGCUCCCGCAACAGCUCCCGCAACAGCUGCAGCAACAGCAAUUCCAACCCAAAGCAGUGGGAUGUGCUCCAUUGACACCAGCUGAUGCCUUCCAUCCGGAGCGCACACUUUCUGAACCCGUCCAGCCUCAUCUGAAAGCCCCGGAGUUGCCCCGUGAGCCUCCCCCGUUUCGGGAGGUUCAUGAGGAACCGCCGCCCGUGAGAGAGGAACAGCCACGCGCAGAGCGCAAGCCCAGUGGGGAGAAGUAUGUGCCUCCACCAGCAAAGAGGAACUCUCAAGGUGACAAAGAGAAGGAGAAAGAGAAGGAGAAGGAGAAACCUGAGAAGCCCGAGAAGCCUGAGAAGCAGGAGAAGCGCUUCGAGUCUGCUGCGAUCGAGAGGCGCCGGAUCAGCUCUGACAGCUGGGAGGAGACCACACCAAUGCGGGCGGCGCCAACCACACCACCAGGUGCUGCUGCAACCGCCAAGAUUCAGGAGAAGGCCCGCUUCUACGGCUUUGACGGCAGCGACGAGGAGUGGUCAAGAGAGUUCAAGAAGCUAUGCGAGGAGAAGAAGGUGGACCCAAAAAGGGGCAUAGGCCAAACUCUCUUUGGCAAAAUGCUGAACGAGGAUGCGGGACUGCUUGCAACAAAUGAUGAACUCAGAAAGUGGCUCAAGAAGCUGGAGGACAACAACAAGAAGACCGGAGGGUCCAAGGAGGCGAAGGCUCAAGGAGGAGCUCCCAGAGAAGAGGAGGGAGAUGAGUUCUACCACAAGCUGAAGAGGACGGUGAACUGGUACAACAAGCACGGGAAUCUGGCGGACCCAAUUCGCCUCAACCAGGUGGCAGAUGUUUUGGCCGAGAUCAAGCCAAAUCAAGCCAUGAAGAUCCUGUACGACUUAGACACAGCCAAGGACAAGGAGACGCUGCAGGACCCCACCAAUUGGAUCAUCGCCGAGGCGCGGAAGCGGCGCCAGGCCAACGAGCAGCCCAAGGGCAAGGGGGAUGGAAAGGGUGAAGAGAAGGACAGCAAGAUCAAUCACAAGAAUGAUGGCAAAACCGAGAAGCCACAGGAUGUUCCUGAAUGGCGUAGCCAAGAUGCCAAUGACAAAAACGCCAAGGGCGCCAACAAAGGAAAGGCUGAAGAGCCUGAGGAGGAAACAGACCAGUUCCGUGCGAAGAUGAAGCGAACCAUCAACUGGUACAAUCGCCAUGGCCACCUUUGUGCUCCAAUUCGCUUUCAGGAGGUCAUCACAACUCUCGGCAGCACGGACCCGCGUGUGGCCAUGAGGAUCUUGAACGACUUGGACCAAGCCAAUGCAGAAGCUGUGCUGAGUGAUCCGACCAAGUGGAUCAUUGAGGAGUGCCGCCGUCGCGUGCCUGGAGUGCGGGCGCCGAGCGCGCGCUCGAGGGUUGGGUUCAAAUCGAUUUGUCGCAAGUGGGCUCAGUAUGCGUGGUGUGCCGCGCGUUCUCCAGCCUAA